Messenger RNA from Tripterygium wilfordii, 393 nucleotides. RefSeq lists its product as uncharacterized. Lineage: Eukaryota; Viridiplantae; Streptophyta; Magnoliopsida; Celastrales; Celastraceae. The coding region runs from base 1 to 393 and encodes 130 amino acids. The transcript is spliced from 3 exons. The record is from RefSeq and is a predicted model, not a curated record.
AUGACCUGCCAACUAGUAAGGAUCCUUGUUUAUCUUAUAGUCACUCGAUCGGAUAUUUCACAUGCUGUACACAUUGUUAGAACCUUAAUUCAUGGGCUUCAUUUCUCUGCUGAGUCAUCUCUAAAACUUCGUGGAUAUUAUGAUGCGGACUGGGCAGGCGACCUAACAGAUCGUCGUUCAACAACUGGCUAUUGUUUCUUUCUUGGUGAUUCUCUUAUUUCAUGGUGUAGCAAGAAACAAACUGUGGUUGCUCAUUCUAGCACAGAGGCUGAGUACCAUGCUCUAGUAGAUACCACUCAAGAACUUUUUUGGUUCCUAAGGUUACUUGAAGACAUGGGAGUUACCCACUCUUGUGCCACUACCAUCAGUUGUGACAAUCGGAGUGCUAUUUAG